AUGGCUGGAACUGAAGAAACUGAAAUAGUUUUUGCUAACUUGGAGUUUCUACAAGAGCCCGUCUCUUUCAAACGAGAUUCUACUAAACCAUCAACCUCAAAACAUCGAUGUGGAGGUUUCUGUUGUUCACCAUUGUGCUGCAUUCUCUUGGGCUUAUUGUUGUUGUUAUUAGUGGGAGGUGGAAUUACAGCUGGAAUUCUGAUUUCAAAAAAGCUAGAUACUACAACGACAACAACAACAAGUAUGACGAUAACGACUAGUACGACGACAGCGACUAGUACGAAUAGUACAAUCAGUACGACAACAACAACUAGUACGACGACAACAACAACUAGUACGACGACAACGACUAGUACGAAUAGUACAACCAGUACGACAACAACGACUAGUACGACAAGUGUUAGUGUAAGAUCUGGAUGUGCAACUGGCAGUGUACUUUUAACAUUUGAUGAUCUAACAUUCGGGCCAGACGUAUUCAUACCGAACAGUUAUGAUAAUACAUGUAUUGGUUGGACAAAUGGGGCUGCCUUCGUCAGUUCCUAUUUAUACAAUGCGAGUGGAUACAAUACAUCUACUGUCAGCGGAAAUGUUACAUCGUUUAACGCAUAUGGUGAUCCAAUGACUAUGAUAAGUGCCAACGGUCGUCCUUUUACUUUAUAUUCUGCUUCAAUGGCUGCAGCAUGGUAUGAUAAUUUGCAAUUAACGGUUGUUGGAUAUCGUUCAAAUAUCGUUGUUGCAAACAGUACUUUUAUACUUCAAGUAUUUACAUUGUUCAAUAUAGCAUUCACUGGAUAUUCAGGAAUAGACAAAGUUGUAUUUACAACGGCAGGGGGAAUACAAAAUCCAUAUGUUUAUGGUGAAUAUGGCACACAAUAUGGAAUGGAUAAUCUUCUACUAAGCUUUCCAUGA
Molecule: messenger RNA, 909 nt
Organism: Adineta steineri
Lineage: Eukaryota; Metazoa; Rotifera; Eurotatoria; Adinetida; Adinetidae
Source: the annotation of a GenBank genome assembly